AUGGACGAAUGCUCAGUAUGUAACACUGAAAUCCAGUCUGACGAGAAAAAUGUGAAAUGUGUGUAUUGCAGCAAUUCGUUGCACGUUAAAUGCGCGGGUCUAUCAGAUUCUCGCUAUAACAAGAUUCAGAAGGGACAUUGCUACUACUGUUCCGGUCAGUGUGAAACCUCGCAUGCAAACAGCAGAAAGAUGGACGAACUAUUAACUAAUAUGAAGUGCUUGCAAACGUCGAUGGACAAACUCAAUCAAAAAUGCGAAGAAAACGGUACAAAUCAGAAGAAAACGGAUGAUGCUGUGAGAAAACUGAGUGCGUCCAUGUGUGAACUCACAAAGUCUCAGAGUGACAUUAAGAAUUCGGUUGAAGAAGUGAAAUCUUCACAAGCGUUCAUUGCGGCUCAGUAUGAAGACAUCAAGUCCUUACACGAGGACAUGAAGAAGGACUUUGCAGGGUGUGUUACUAAAGUGAGCGAACAUGAUGGCCACAUUCAGGCCUUAAACAGCACUAUCGUCGAUAUGAAGAAGCGUCUGCGUCUGGCGGAGCAAAAUUUGUUGAAAAACGAAAUCAUCAUUAAUGGCAUACCCAAGGAACUCACUAUCGCAGAAUCGACGAUCAUCACAAAAGUAGCGGCUGCCGUAGGGGUGCAACUGUUCUCUACUGACAUCGAAAGAACCCUCCGGGCUAGGAACGGAAUGAUCCUGGUCGAAUUCAGCAACUCUAAAGUACGAAAUGACAUCCUUCGUGCUCGUAAGGGUAAAUCGGUGUAUGCUGAUGAAAUCGACUUUGGCAAUGCGGCGCUACCCACCAGCUCAAGGUCUUCUCCCAACAACAAGCGAUUCCAUACUAAGGUCUUCAUAAAUGAGAAUCUGACGAGAGAAACCCGUUCACUGUUUCGAGAAGCCAAAUCUCUCCGGGUAUCUCAUGGGUUCAAGUAUGUGUGGUGCAACAACGGGAACAUCUACUGUAAGAGAGACGACUCGGCAGAUGUCUACAUCAUCGAUUCCAUUGAGGAUCUCAAGAGAUUGCGUUCAUCUCCAAGGAAAGCUUGA
Messenger RNA from Aedes albopictus (Asian tiger mosquito), 1047 nucleotides. RefSeq lists its product as uncharacterized. The transcript has a single exon. The coding region runs from base 1 to 1047 and encodes 348 amino acids. NCBI's taxonomy places the organism in Eukaryota, Metazoa, Arthropoda, Insecta, Diptera, Culicidae. The record is from RefSeq and is a predicted model, not a curated record.